UUCAUCGAUGGCAACUUCUGGCAACGGUACCACGGCAGGGGCAGGUUCACCGUGCGGUGCGUGCAAGUUCCUGAGGCGUAAGUGUGCAUCAGGUUGUAUAUUCGCACCUUACUUCUCAUCGGAGCAAGGAGCAGCAAGAUUCGCAGCUAUUCACAAGGUGUUUGGAGCUAGCAACGUCUCUAAGCUCUUGCUCAAUGUCCCAAUCCAUGAUCGAUGCGAAGCUGUUGUCACCAUCGCCUACGAAGCUCAGGCUCGUCUUCAUGAUCCUGUAUAUGGAUGUGUCUCUCACAUCUUCGCUCUCCAACAACAGGUGGCUUACUUGCAAACACAAGUCAUGCAAAUGAAGGCACAGAUCGCCGGCCACCAGAUGCCAGCCGCCGGAGAUCUAAGAAACAGCUCGGAAAGUACUAACCAAUUCACCACGUGGCAACAAACUAGUGGCUCUCCUAUCGGCAGUGCAUACUCAACACCAUAUAGCCAUCAUCAUCAACCUUACUACGGUCACGUAAACCCUAAUAAUCCGGUCUCACCACAGAGCUCGCUAGAAGAAACUUUCAGCAACACGAGCAGUGAUGUCACUACAACAGCUAAUGUGCGAGAGACUCAGCAAACUGGAGGUGGCGUAUAUGGUCACGGUGGGUUAGGGUUUCACGAAGGAUAUCCUAACAAAAAAAGAUCAGUCAUGAAUUAUUGUAAUAGCGAGUUAGGUGAGCUUCAGGCGUUGGCUCUUAGAAUGAUGAAGAAUUAAGAUAAGGUGCUAACUUA
Molecule: messenger RNA, 765 nt
Organism: Eruca vesicaria subsp. sativa (arugula)
Lineage: Eukaryota; Viridiplantae; Streptophyta; Magnoliopsida; Brassicales; Brassicaceae
Source: the annotation of a GenBank genome assembly